Molecule: messenger RNA, 1718 nt
Organism: Aspergillus welwitschiae
Lineage: Eukaryota; Fungi; Ascomycota; Eurotiomycetes; Eurotiales; Aspergillaceae
Product: NAD-dependent succinate-semialdehyde dehydrogenase
Exons: 2
Coding region: 1-1497 (498 amino acids)
Molecular function (GO): succinate-semialdehyde dehydrogenase (NAD+) activity
Source: RefSeq, a predicted model, not a curated record
AUGGCACCCGCCUUCGCGUCAAGCUUGAAAGACCCCAGUCUCUUUGUCGAAAAAUCAUACAUCGACGGCCAAUGGGUCGCAUCCCAAUCAAACAAGACCUUCAACGUUUAUAACCCCGCUACCGAUGAGAUUAUCGGAACAUGUCCUGAAUCCAACACAGACGACAUCAAUGCCGCCAUCACGGCCGCUGCCAAAGCAUUCCCCUUGUGGCGGUCCCAAUCAGGUCGGCAGCGCGGGCGCAUUCUGCGUCGCUUGUUCGAUCUGAUUGUCGAGAACAAAGAGGAUAUCGGCAGAAUCAUCACAGCAGAAAACGGCAAGGCCAAAGGGGAUGCUGAAGGAGAGGCACUUUUCUCCGCUGGAUUCGUCGAAUGGUUCUCCGAGGAAGCCCCCCGUAUCUAUGGCGAUGUCAUUCCCCACAGCAGUCCCUCGAGUCGUAUACAGGUUCUCAAGGAGCCAGUCGGUGUAUGUGGUUUGAUCACUCCAUGGAACUUCCCUAUGGCCAUGGGGGCACGCAAAGUGGCCGCUGCCCUGGCUGCAGGAUGCACAGUUGUGCUCAAGUCCGAUGGUCUGACACCUUUUUCUUCUAAUGUCUUUGCUGUACUUGCCGAGCGCGCGGGCGUGCCUAAAGGUGUCUUCAACGUUGUCACGGCUCUUGAAAACACCCCCACUUUGGGCCUGACGCUAUGCCAGUCGGACAUUGUGAAGAAGAUCUCUUUCACCGGAUCGACGCGGGUCGGCAAGCUCCUCAUGCAACAGUCGAGCAGCACCCUGAAGAAGCUCAGUCUUGAACUUGGUGGAAAUGCUCCUUUCAUUGUCUUCGACGACGCCGAUAUUGAGACCGCUGUUACUAGUGCCAUGAUAAGCAAGUUCAAGGUGACUGGCCAGACCUGCGUGUGCGCGAACCGUUUCUUCGUCCAAGAAGGAAUCUAUGAUCGGUUCAGUCAGCGCCUCGUCGAGGAGGUGAAGAAGUGCCAGGUCGGCAACGGCCAGGAUGCUGCCGUGACACACGGUCCCCUGACUAAUGGUGUGUCAAAGACACAGGAACACAUUCAAGAUGCAGUUAGUAAGGGUGCAAAUGUGCUUCUCGGUGGAAAGGCGUUGUCUUCCGUUGGAAAGAACUUCCACGAGCUCACUGUUCUCGGCAAUGUCAACGACUCUAUGAAGGUCUCUACUGAGGAAAUUUUUGGACCGGUUGCAGCGCUCGCCAAGUUCUCAACAGAAGAUGAAGUGGUUCGCCGUGCGAAUAAGUGUGAGGUUGGUCUGGCAUCGUAUCUGAUCACAAGCGACUUGGGUAAGGCGCACCGUGUGUCUGAGCAACUGGAGUUUGGUAUGGUUGCCAUCAACACGGGAGUGAUUUCUGAUUGGGCUGCUCCGUUUGGUGGUGUCAAGCACUCCGGUACGGGCCGGGAGGGUAGCAAGUACGGCAUUGACGACUACAUCAACAUCAAAGCGGUCGUGACUGGUGGAAUUAACACUGUGCACUCCGCAAAUCUGUAAAUAACAUGGGUGGUCUGUCGCAGUAUUGACGUGUUGAUAGAGCGAGAUGAUGUUUGCACAUUCGAAAGGACUGGAAAGGGCAAAUGAUAGAUGACUGAAUGACAGAAUGCGAUCGAUUUGACCUCAGCGGAAAGGUAACCGAUCAACGUUAAUUGAUACGUUUGGGAUAGAAAGGCAAAUUCUGGCAUUUAAAUGUUUUGAGUAAUGUUUCUAUUGUUGGC